AUCAUGAAGAAAACCGCCCACAAUGGAAUCCUCAACGGCCUAAUGAGACAUCCGGUUUGCACGAGUACGAUACCAACCUCGCCCUGUGCUGACAACACGAUAAACCCCAUACGGGGACUGGUGGAUAACCUGGUCAUCAACCCUAAUCCUGACAAACCCUUCCUCCGACUCAGUAUAGGUGACCCGUCAGUGUUCGGUAACUUCGACCCUCCCCCACAAGUAAUAAAAGCAGUAGCUGACAACCUGACAACAAGUUGCUAUGGUUACGUGCCCGCUCACGGUUUGGUCAGUACUAGAUCAGCUAUUGCAAAGUACUACAACACUGCUUCCAGCCCCCUCACCAGCAAUGAUGUGUUUGUGACGAGUGGUUGCAGCGAUGCUCUGCGAAUUGCCAUGGAUUGUCUGGGUUCAGAAAAACGAAACAUCUUGCUCCCAAAGCCGGGUUUCUCUCUUUAUCAAACCAUUGCAGGAAACCGGGGCAUUCCCGUCAAGUUUUACGACCUUGAUCCAGAGAACAACUGGUCAAUAGAUCUAAACCAGUUAGAAUCGCUGAUAGAUGAGAACACUGCUGCCAUAUUGGUAACAAACCCCAGCAAUCCCUGUGGGAGUGCCUUCUCUGUCCAGCACCAGCGCGAUAUUCUGUCAGUCGCCGAGAAACACGGUUUGCCGCUGAUAGCAGAUGAGAUUUAUCAAGACAUGGUGUAUGACGGGGAGAGCAAAUCGUUUGGAGAGCUCAGUGAACAUGUUCCUGUUUUGUCUUGCUGUGGUCUCGCUAAACGGUGGCUGAUUCCUGGAUGGAGGGUAGGCUGGCUCAUCGCACACGAUCGACACAACAGACUGUCCAAGGUAAGAGAUGGAUUGACAAAACUGUGCCAAGUUAUAAUUGGAGCCAAUGUAUUGAUCCAGGGUGCUGUCCCGCAAAUUCUGGAGACUGUCCCACAAUCUUUCUACGACGACACAUUAAAGCGACUCAAGAGUGCGUCGGAGGUUGUGUACUCUGAGUUAAAAGAUUGUCCUCAGUUAAGGCCCUUCAAACCACAGGGGGCAAUGUACAUGAUGGUCCAAUUGAAAAUCGAUCAGUUUGAAGACAUUGGAGACGAUAUGGAAUUUGUUGAGAAGCUGAUAACCGAGCAAAGCGUCUUUCCCCUUCCAGCUAACAUAUUCGGUAUCCCCAACUACGUACGCUUGGUGCUUACAGUUCCAGAGGACAUCCUCAGAGAAGCCUGUCAGCGGAUUGUUGAGUUCUGUGAUCAGCACAAAGCAGCUGUUCCUCGCAAGAUAUCCAGGAUUGAAGUAGCUCCCUGAGGUCACGUGAGAUGAACUUACUGCUGUUAUAUGGCAUUGUGGACAAUGUGGACGGUCAUGAUUGUUGCUGAGAGAUUUUAAUAUAGGACUGAUUUAGAUUGAUGUAGAAUUAUUGAACAGCUUUAUAUUCCACAGAGACUUUACUAAAUUGUCGGGCAUCCUGAUCAUCAUAAUCGAACCUAAUUUAAGAACAGAAAAACCCCGGAAUUUUAUGCUCAUGGGAAAUGCAGUAAACUGUGUAACGUGCAAUUUUAAUAGGAAUUAGGAAUGUGAAGUAUUUUGACAGGCCAAGAUAAAUACAUUUCGUGUUCAGAUUUCAAUGUAAUGCCAGGAGAGGGGUAUCAUUGUUUCGGGUUUAUUCUGUUCUUAAACUGUGUUCCUGAGAAUUUAGAAAAACUUACUUUGGUAUUUAUUGAAGAAAAGUUAUUUUAGUUGUACUUAUAAAAUGUUAUGUUGACUGUUUUUAUCUAGAGUUUACCAGACAAAUGAUUUUAAAGCCGACACUCUCGCUGCUGCUGAUUGUUAUCUAUGGUGUUGUCAAACGAAAGUAAGCCCUGCGUUAUAGUGCUGACAGAUCCGUCUGAACAGAAUCAGUAUUCCGACACAACAAGCUUUCAAAGGAUGUGGGACUCUAAAAUGUUAAAAAUCCUCUGAAAGCUCGUUGUGUACAUAAAUAAUUUUUUCAGACGGGUCUGCACAAUUACUGAAAAUCCCACCAACAUCUCAUUUUUGAUUGUACUAGCACU
Messenger RNA from Bolinopsis microptera, 2051 nucleotides. RefSeq names its product tyrosine aminotransferase-like. Gene Ontology annotation, biological process: L-phenylalanine catabolic process; L-tyrosine catabolic process; biosynthetic process. The record is from RefSeq and is a predicted model, not a curated record. Gene Ontology annotation, molecular function: pyridoxal phosphate binding; L-tyrosine:2-oxoglutarate transaminase activity. The transcript has 11 exons. The coding region runs from base 4 to 1305 and encodes 433 amino acids. NCBI's taxonomy places the organism in Eukaryota, Metazoa, Ctenophora, Tentaculata, Lobata, Bolinopsidae.